AUGGUUGAUGAGGACUCUCUGGUGUUCAGGCCCGCCCACUGGAAGGAGGUUUUUCCCAUCGCUAAUGGAGACCGUCAGUCACCCAUCGACAUCAAAACGGAGGAAACCAAGUAUGAUCCCUCUCUCCGUCCUCUGAAUCCGAAUUACGAUCCAGCUUCUGCUAAAAUCAUCCUUAACAACGGGCACUCCACCAGUGUUGAGUUUGAUGACACCGUCAACAAAUCAGGUUCAUUCCAACCGAAUUGCUCAAGUCUCUUAUCUGACUUUAGCUGCAGCGAUGACGAACCUACUGCAGCCUUUGUGCUGACCGGGGGGCCGCUCAGUGGGACCUACAGGCUGCGCCAGAUCCACUUCCACUGGGGAUCCAACGACGAAGCCGGCUCUGAGCACGCGGUGGAUGGGAUGAAGUACGCGGCAGAGCUUCAUGUGGUCCACUGGAACUCAGAAAAAUACUCAAGUUUUGUUGAGGCAGCUCGUCAGUCAGAUGGAUUAGCAGUCAUGGCUGUAUUUCUGAAGAUUGGUGAGUGCAACACUCAGCUGAAGAAGAUUACCGACCGCUUGGACACCAUCAGAAUCAAGGGUAAAAGAGCACUAUUCACAAACUUUGAUCCCAGCUGUCUGCUUCCCAAGUCCCUGGACUACUGGACAUACUUUGGCUCUCUCACUGUUCCACCUCUUCUUGAGAGCGUCAUCUGGAUUGUUCUGAGAGAGCCCAUAAGUGUUUGUUCUGAACAGCUGGCCAAAUUCCGCAGCCUCCUGAGUACUGCUGAGGAUGAGGUCGCCUGCUGCUUGCUGAGAAACUACCGGCCUCCCCAGCCUUUAAAGGGACGAGAAGUCAGAAGGAAUUAAAGGAGGAAAGCCAGGGUUGUCUCCCUCCGAAACCAAAAGCUGAAUUAAUUUUAGUAGUUAAUAUACUUUGUGAUUUUUUUUUUCUUUUUUUUUUUUUUUGUUUUGGUGAGUUGCUAUGGCAAAUAAGUGUUGUUUUGUUCUUGGUUACUAUGCAGUCAUUUCUUACAGGCAGGUAUGUCCUGGGUUGUUGCAGGUUCAUCGAUGUCAACAGGUCUGACUGUGUUUGAGUGCGUUGGUGUAGGAGCACUGGGGCACUGCUAAUCCUAAGGGUCAGGUGUGGUGAAGGAGUUGUCCAGAAUUUGUCACAAAAUUACCAAACAGGAUCCCUCGUAUUAAUGGCAGUAAAGGGUGUUCUGCGACUGUUCUUCUGGUCUCUAACAUAAUAUUUAGCUUCUAUUACAUCACACUGUAAUUAUAAAGAAAAAAUACUUCAAGAGUGAUAUAAUUUUAUUGCUGACUGCUUCAAUACCAUGCUUACCUAGGGCAAGAGGACAUGGCCUCAAGUUAUGUCAGGGGAGGUUUAGAUUGGACAUUAGGAAAAAUUUCUUCACUAAAAGGGUUAUCAGACAUUGGAGCAGGCUGCCCAGGGCGGUGGUGGAACCACCAUCGCUGGAGGUGUUCAAAAGAUUAAGGUGGACGUGGUGCUGAGGAACAUGGUUUAGUGGUGGUUUUGCCAAUGUUAGGUUGAUGGUUGGACUCAAUGAUCUUAAAGGUCCCUUUCAACCUCCUUCU
This is a messenger RNA of Calidris pugnax (ruff), 1581 nucleotides long. RefSeq names its product carbonic anhydrase 13-like. NCBI's taxonomy places the organism in Eukaryota, Metazoa, Chordata, Aves, Charadriiformes, Scolopacidae. Gene Ontology annotation, molecular function: zinc ion binding; carbonate dehydratase activity. Gene Ontology annotation, cellular component: cytoplasm. The record is from RefSeq and is a predicted model, not a curated record.